Coffea eugenioides is the source of this 702-nucleotide messenger RNA. RefSeq lists its product as uncharacterized. The record is from RefSeq and is a predicted model, not a curated record. The coding region runs from base 1 to 702 and encodes 233 amino acids. Lineage: Eukaryota; Viridiplantae; Streptophyta; Magnoliopsida; Gentianales; Rubiaceae. Gene Ontology annotation, cellular component: cytoplasm; nucleus. The transcript has a single exon. Gene Ontology annotation, molecular function: nucleic acid binding; 3'-5' exonuclease activity.
AUGGAAACACAAAUAGAUAUCAAAAUUGAAAGAAAUCAAGAAGACCAAAACUUCAGCACAAUCACAAUCGAUGACAAAACUAACCCCAUAAUCACCGUCCAAACUACGUCGGUGGAUUCGGAAUGCCAAAGAGAGGAUGACGUUUUGGUAAUCAAGCAAUGGGUACGUAAAAUCAAGAACAAUGGUGAUGCAUGCAACAUUAUUGGACUCUCAGUAGAUUGCAGUCUACAUUACAAGAAUGGCACCAAUAAGUCCUUCGACUAUCCUAAAAAAGAGGAUCAUCCCAUCGAGAUACUGCAAUUAUGUAUUGGCAAUCAAUGUCUUAUAUAUGAAGCUGUAGAUAGCUACCAUAGUUUCUUGUCCAAAAAAGACGUGCCUAAGGCUUUGAAAGAUCUUUUGUCGGACGCUCGUUUUGUUGUUGUCGGAGUUGGCAUGGAAGAAGUUGCUAAGAAGCUCGAGAGUCAACUAGGGUUGAAGAUUUCGCAGCCGAGGGAAUUGAGGACAAUGGCCGGGUUUUCAGGCAAGAAGUGUAGUUUGGAGAAGCUGGCGAAGAGGGUUUUGGGUGGAGAUUGGAAGAAGCCUAGUUCUAUGAGUUGGUGGAAGGAUGGAAUAAUUGGUGGUUUAUCGGAUGAUAAGAUCAAAUAUGGAACAGUUGAAGCUUUUCUGGCUUAUGAGAUGGGCAAGAAGUUACUCAAAAAAUAG